Messenger RNA from Blastocystis hominis, 324 nucleotides. RefSeq lists its product as hypothetical. Bases 1 to 324 code for a protein of 107 amino acids. The transcript has a single exon. The record is from RefSeq and is a predicted model, not a curated record. NCBI's taxonomy places the organism in Eukaryota, Bigyra, Opalinata, Blastocystidae.
AUGUGGAAGGGGAACAAGCUGGUGGAGAUCAUCCGCAAGAUCGAGGGAACUAUUAUGAUUGAGUUCAAGCGAAGCGGUAACAACACCAUCACUUCGAAUCGAAUUCCCCUCUAUGUGGGCGAAUUCGUGUAUGAUGAAUCGAAAGAAUCGUUUCUUCGAAAUGGUCGAGGAUACUGGAUCGAUGAAGAAACUCGGAUUGCUACUCGCGAAGUGGAAUGGAAAGAUGGAGUGGAAGUGAGUGGAAGAGAUCUCUAUGAUGGAUGGCAUAUUCAUUCAUUCAUUCACUCAAUAUUACUUGUUUAUUUAAUACUAUUGCUAUGUUAA